GCCGCCCCCGGUGGCGGCGGGAGGUAGUGGCAGCGCGCGGGGCUGCGGCACCUCCGGGCGGCUCCGCGCCGGCACCGGCACCCUCGGAACCCCCGGACCUGGGCACCCCCGGGACCCCCGGUCCCAGCAGUGCCGCCCGCGGGGUCCCGGCGGUUCGCGGGGCGGAGCGGAGCGGAGGCAGAUCCACGAGGGAGAAGACACGGCCUCGCAGCACUGUCAGAGAGGAAGCCUUGGGAAAGCUCCGAGCCUCCCCCAGUGAAGCCGAGGUCACAGCUCCUGGAGGCCCAGCCGUGUCAGGGGUGACGCCAUCCUGCUGCCUGCCUGACCCCCGGGCUGUCCCGCUGGCAGCACCACAGCGGUCCCCUCUGUCCUCCGCCAAUGCCCCUGGGCAGAGGCUGCAUCGGUGUCCCAAGUGCGGGGUCAAGCCGGGGGUCCCACUUCUCCCCACAGAGCAGCGGCGAUGGGGGUGGCUCUCUCCACUGGAGCAGUUGUUGCAAUUUCUUUCAACUGCAUCAUCGCGUUGCUCAUCCUCAUCCUCUUCCUCAUCCUCUGCAAGGCCUUCAGGACCCCGUCGUGCCCCAAGAAGGGCCCCUCCUCUGAUGCAGAUGAGGCAAAGAAUAAGAAGUACCUGCUGCAGCCCUGAGCCGUGCAGGCAGGCGGUGCUGGGGGGCUCAGGGACGUGGGCACCUGGCUGUGCUGAAGGAGUUGUGCUUACCUGGACAUAGUGUCCAUGCCGAGAUGGAGGUGCUGGACAAGCAGGGUGGGAGCAGAGGGGAUGCUGAGCUGUUUGCAGGGGCAUGACAUGGGGCAGAGCCCUUCACCUUUGUGGUCCUGGUGCAUGCAUGCCCUGCGGAUGCCUGUGGUGACUGUGAGGACGGAGACACAGCAGCUGGGGAUGUGCUGCUGGGACAUGCUUGGCCCCUGCAGCCAGCAAGUGUGGCGGGAGCCGUGCCCUCGAGCAUACCCCAUAUUCAGGGCUGGCCUGUGGGCUCCUCCGUGGUGCUGGUGGCCUGGGUUUGGGCCCUUCCACCUGAGGGGCUUCCCCUGGGGACAAUGGCAUGUGGAGAUUCGGCCACCAGCUCCUCAUUGCAUCGCAGACCUGAAUGGGGCUGGCUGGGGGCUCAGAGAGGGGAGGUGAUGGGGCUGGUGCUAUUGAGAUGGCUGCCUGUGGUGGCACCAUGCCCGGGGGCACCCCAGCAGCCCCAGCCCAGCAGCUGCAGUGGUGUUACUGGGGUGGGUGCUGGGGUGGCCCUGGGGUGCAGGAGGCAGCUAGCACCCACCUGCCCCAGCAGCUGGCUGGGUUUGGUGAGCCAUGGGGGUGCAGAGGGCCACUUGGUCUGUCUGUCCCCGGUCUGUCUGUUAGUCCCCUCCAGCGUUAGCACUGACACUGCCAGAAGAACACCCUCCUUGCCCUCCUUGCUGGGCGCCUAUCCCUGCCUGCCCUACAUCUGCCCAGAUGCCGGCCAAGGCCAGCCAGACCAUAGGUAGGGGACAUGUCCCCAUCCCUGGUGCUGUCCUCUGUGAGAGCAGCCUGGAGUGGUGUUUUGCAGGGGGAUCGGGGCUGUCCAAGUGCCCUUUACAGUGACAGGCACCUCCUGGUGUGCUGCCUCAGUUGGGGACCUGCAUGUGCCAGUGGCACCUCCCUGUGUCCUACUGCUGCCUGCCUGAGCCCCCACGGAGUAUUUCAGAGUUGGAAUGACCGGCCAAACAGCACUGAAGGGUCUUCCAGCCCUGAUGCUUGGGGACAGGGGAUCAGCCUGGCCCCCCUUCUCCAGGGCCACGGUGGUUCUGUAGUGAGGGAUGCUUGGUCUGGUUUGUCCCCAAGCCUGAGGGCUGCUUCCUCUAUCCUGCCUGUGGGUUUUGGAGUGGCUCCUAGAGUGGAGCAAUAGCCAGCAAUAGCCCCGGGGCACCUGGUCCCUGCUGGCACAGCUGCUGCAAUAAGGGGCUGGAGAGGUGGGCUGUGCCAGUGGGAUGCAAGCCGGGGUCUUCGCGUAGGCCUAGCAAAGCUCCUGGUUCCUUCCCUUGUCAGGUGUAGCUAACAUCCCUUUGCAGUCGUGUUUUUACUAGACUAAUAAACCAGUUGUAGGACUCAGGAGGCAUCUCUGAGCUCUGCCCUGUGCCCGCUGCAGCGUGGGAACAAUCAGGGAGGUCACGGGGAGGCCUCGUGUCCUGCCCACAGCUAUGUGUGGGUGUCCUGGGGCUGGUGGCCAAUGUCCCUGCAAGGCUGUGGGUGCUUUGCUGGGCAGCUGUGACAAGGAGGGGCUCGUCCCGCACCCUUCUGUGGCUUUGAAAUGCUGGGUGACAAACCUGGCUGGGCUGGAGCAUGUGGCUGUCAGCAGCGAGCAGCCCCAGCCCUGGUGCUGGUGGCACUGAAGUUUCCAACCAGUGUCCUUAAGUUACAGGGUGCAGGACACUGGCAGGGGACGUGGGCCAGCCAAGCAGAUGGAGGACACCCACCACUGCCCAUGGACUGUGUGCCGCUGGUCCCCACUCCCGGUGGCUGUGUGCAAGGCUCCAGCGGUGACAGUCUUGUCACCGCUCAUCAGCAUGCACUGAGGCCACCGCAGCUUCUGCUGCCACCACAGCCACAUAGCAGCUAAUCCCUCUGCUGCAACAUGCCAGAGCAGCAGGAGGGCUCUGCAAAGCCUGGCACCUGGCUGUGCCCGUGGCCAUUGGCUGGGCAGAGGUGUCCGAGCCUCCGAGUGAGCUCCUUGGUGCGGGUGGCCAGCAGUCGCUGCGAUGCCCUGGUCUGAGUGAGGGCACUCUGAGGCACAAUCUGAGGCAUGUCCCUCUGCCACUGCAGUGUGAGAUCCCCAGACACCUCCUGGCCACCCCAAAAUAAUGGGACCCAAAUGUGGCUGAUGCCAUGCUUGGCCACCACUCGUGGUGGAACCAGCCAAGCUCAGGGGCAGUGCCAGCAUAGCUAGGGUGGCACGGGCUGGGCCAUGGGGCUGCAACCUCGGGGUUUUACUGGGGCUGGAGGCACCAGCCCUCUCCUGCCUCUGCAGGGCUCUCAAUAGGUGUGAGCACGGACACAGGUGGGGAAGACCUGAGGGCUGCAUGGCUCCAGGGGCCUGAGCACAGCGAGGGGCUGCUGUCCUCAGGGAUAAUGGCACACUGCCAGCCUUUCAGUGGCUCUCUAUUUGUCUGGGCACAGAGACAAAGUGCUCCCGCUCUGCAAAGAGCAGGUGGAGCAGGGCCCACAGCUCGCAUGCCAGGCAGCUGCUGGUCAAAGCAGGGUUUGUUCACCUGCUUGCGGGGCCUGGCACAGCCGUCACUCCCAUUGCUUACUUCCCAGUCAUGCUAUCUGGCGCUCUCACCAGGUUCAGAAGCUUGUCCAGCUUCGCGAUUUCCACCUCUGGGCCCUUCUUCACCUCCUGGCCUUUCUUCUCCUGCGGGCAGAGCAUGUGAGGCAGAGCUGUGAGCUAGGAGGGAAGCUGGGGGUGCUGUGUCCUGGCUCUUGGCCCUCAUGGGGGGCUGAUCCAUGGGGCGAUGCACCUGCAUGUCCCUGUAUUUUAAACCCAAAGUGACAGUAGCCCCCCUGGGCUGAGGGAUGCAGUAAGGAGAGGUGUCCUACCAUGUCAUGCUCUGGGAGCAAGGCAGACACAGGAGCAGGGAUCGGUACUUUUGUACCCAAACCCCUCUCCCCAGGAGGAAGGUGGGUGCUGAGAGACCCUACCCCAGAGGAGAAGUGAGCCAGGGCUCCCAGACAGGCUGUCAGCUCCCCACAGAGCCUCCCACAGGACAGCAUGUCCCUGUGCUCAGAGGUGACAAAUAAAAACAUCCCUAAAACUCCUCCGAGCCAUUUCAGCACUUGCAGCACGCAGCCGGGCGAGCUGUGGCACCACAAAGCUCUCCUUGCUGCACACCCUGUGCUGCUUUGGCACACGGGCACAGCGGGUGCUGCACGUAGGCAUUGCACGAUGCUGUGCCAUCCCGACGCAUGCCUCAGCACGGGUUACAGGGGACAAGCUGUUCCCGCAGUCUGCCAGCACCUGUCCUGGGGUGCUAGAGCAAACCACCACCAGCACCCGAGGAGAAAGCACUUAGCAUGAGGGAAAUAAGGCUGCCCGGCUCAGCCCACGCUUGCUUGGGAGCUGCAGGAGCUUCCAGGCCUGGGGGGGGGUGGGUGUGAAACAACGAAGUCCCUGCCACAGAUGACAGUGCCACCCAAAGCUUUGGGAUGAGCAAGCCUUUCUGCUGGGGACUUUGGAAAAAGUGAUAACUGGUUUUGUGCUCUCCAGAGUCAUAUCAUUAGACACACAAACACAACAGAGGGAUUUUCUUAUCUUCUGUCAGCCCACAGAGCCUCCAGCAGCUGAGCAUUUACUUGGAGGGAUGCUGCUCCCUCCCAGGCAGCAUCUGCCCAGUCCCAUGGCUGGGCACUGCCCUCUGCUGUCAGCCUUCCCCUUGGCUAGCCUUCGGGCUCUUGCCUUCCCCUUGGAUUCGGGGUCCUUGCUCCAGGGAUG
Messenger RNA from Anas platyrhynchos (mallard), 4469 nucleotides. Lineage: Eukaryota; Metazoa; Chordata; Aves; Anseriformes; Anatidae. The record is from RefSeq and is a predicted model, not a curated record.